Messenger RNA from Cicer arietinum (chickpea), 1125 nucleotides. RefSeq lists its product as uncharacterized. NCBI's taxonomy places the organism in Eukaryota, Viridiplantae, Streptophyta, Magnoliopsida, Fabales, Fabaceae. The record is from RefSeq and is a predicted model, not a curated record.
AUGAAUUACGUUGACAAUGAAUUUGUCAACUCUAUGUCCAAAAACCAAUCUUACCUUGUUCCAGAUCCUGACAAUCUUCAAGUGGGGAUGACAUUUCCCACAAAAGAUGUGGCAAUGCAGUGUGUAAAAGAAUAUCAUAUGCACAAUUCUACGAGCUUCGUUGUUGCACAUUCUGAUAGCACUAGAUGGAUUGUCCAUUGUAAAAAUAAAAAUUGUAUGUGGAGGUGUAGAAUCUUGAAUGGAAAGAAAUCAAACAUCUGGAAGAUCACAAAACUAGAAGGGCCACACACAUGCUCAUCAACAAUGGUUUCACAAGAUCACCAACAACUCUCUUCGGCUGUUAUUUGUGAAAGCAUCUUACAAAUGGUAACAACAGAUCCCACAAUAUCAGUUUCAGUAUUGAUUGCACAUAUACGAUCUCGGUACACAUAUACCACUACUUAUAGAAAGACAUGGAUUGCAAAACAAAAGGCCAUUGAGAGAAUAUACGGCAAUUGGGAGGAAUCAUAUAAAGAGCUUCCAAGGUGGAUUCUUGCUUUUAAACAUUAUCUUCCAGGUACUGUUACCGAUAUUGAAGUGGGACCCUUUAUUGAGGAUGGCCAACGAAUUCCUAGCAAAGCUGUCUUUCAUCGUCUCUUCUGGAGUUUCCAACCAUGUAUCAGAGGGUUUGAUCAUUGUAAACCAGUUGUUUCAGUUGAUGGAACAUGGUUAUAUGGGAAGUAUCGUGGGACCUUACUAAUGGCAAUCGCUCAGGAUGGUAAUGGUCAUACCAUUCCUAUAGCAUACGCUAUUGUUGAGGGUGAAACAUUAGAUGGUUGGUUUUUCUUCCUCAGUCGUCUACGAAUGUUUGUCACACCUCAACCCAACCUCUGCUUGAUUUCAGAUAGACAUGAGUCGAUUAAAAGUGCUGUUAGGCGUGUAAACAGCAAUUGGCAUCAUGUCUUUUGCGUUCGACAUAUAUCACAAAACUUCAUGAGGACCUUCAAAAAUGGGCUAAUGAAAGAUCUUGUAACCAACAUGGGAUACGCUAUGACUCAACCAAGCAUCACAUACUUUAGAAGACAAAUCAGUGAUUGGAGUCAAGAUGCAGUGAAAUGGCUCGACGAUAUUCCAAAGGAGCAAUAG